This is a messenger RNA of Acaulospora morrowiae, 1752 nucleotides long. The record is from the annotation of a GenBank genome assembly. Lineage: Eukaryota; Fungi; Glomeromycota; Glomeromycetes; Diversisporales; Acaulosporaceae.
AUGGAUCCACGAACCAUCGGUGUUUUAGGUGGAGGCCAAUUGGGUCGAAUGCUUGUAGAAGCGGCAUCCCGCUUAAACAUCGACGUAGUAAUUCUGGACAAACCCUCGGACGCACCCGCGAAGCAAAUCCAAGCAACAAAAUCUCAUAUCGACGGUGAUUUUAAGGAUCCAGACAGAAUUCGUGAACUCGCUCAAAAAUCCGAUAUUCUAACGAUAGAAAUUGAACAUGUCAAUGCUGAUAUCCUGGAAAUUUUGUCAAGAGAAAAUGUUGUUAUCCAUCCUUCCCCUCUUACAAUUCGUCUCAUUCAAGACAAAUACGUUCAAAAAACGCAUUUAUCAAAAAACCAUAUUCCCGUUGUGGACUUUCUCGAGGUUCUCUCAAGACAAGAAUUGAUGGACGCCGCUUCAAAGUUUGGCUAUCCUUUUAUGCUUAAAUCGAAGACACUUGCAUAUGAUGGUCGUGGUAAUUACGUGGUACGCUCCGCGGAUGAUAUAGAGGAAGCCUUGAAAUCUUUGGGAAACUAUGAAAAACCAUUGUAUGCCGAAAGAUGGGCACCUUUUGUAAAGGAAUUGGCCGUUAUGGUCGUGAGGAGGGCAAAUGGCGAAGUGAAAAGUUAUCCGGUGGUGGAAACAGUGCAUCGAGAAAACAUUUGUCAUUUAGUGAUUGCACCUGCUCAAAUUAAUGGGUUGGUUUUGGCAAGUGCAAAAGAUAUGGCGGAAAGGGCCAUCCGGACCCUUGAAGGUGCAGGUGUAUUUGGUGUAGAGAUGUUCUUGAUGAGUGAUGGAAGCAUAUAUGUUAAUGAGAUCGCACCACGACCGCAUAAUUCUGGACAUUAUACAAUCGAGGCGUGUGAGACUUCACAAUAUGAGAAUCACCUUCGUAGCAUUCUAGAUAUCCCUCUGGGCAGUACCGAACUCAAGGUUUCGGCCGCAGCAAUGAUAAAUAUUCUAGGAAAGUCAGGAGACUUUGAAGAAUGCCUGCGCCCGUGCACAAAAGCACUUGCCACUCCAGGAGCCACGAUCCACCUAUAUGGAAAAAAGGAAUGUAGAAAGGGACGUAAAAUGGGUCACAUCACUACUGUUGCAGAUUCAAUUUACCAAUUGUUUGAGAGAAUUGGACCCAUCAUAAAAGUGAUAGACGAGGACGAUUCAUCAAUUCCACGUACAACAAUUCAACCACUCGUUGGAAUAAUAAUGGGAUCAGAUUCGGAUUUACCUACAAUGAAGACGUGUGCGGAAAUGCUUGAAUCUUUUGACGUUCCAUUUGAGUUAUCAAUUGUGUCGGCGCACAGGACCCCUCUCAGAAUGGUAGAAUACGCGAAAAAUGCUCACAAAAGGGGGAUAAAGGUGAUAGUGGCUGGUGCAGGAGGAGCUGCCCACUUACCUGGCAUGGUGGCCGCGUUGACGCCCCUACCUGUAAUCGGGGUACCGGUGAAAGGUAAAACUUUAGACGGCGUGGAUUCUCUGUACAGUAUUGUUCAAAUGCCGCGCGGGGUGCCAGUCGCGACGGUGGCAAUAAAUAAUUCCAUGAAUGCGGGAUUAUUAGCGGUACGCCAACUGGGUGCAUUUAUUCCGAGUUAUUUAGAAAAAAUGGAACAGUUCAUGGAAGAACAAGAGAAUGAAGUUUUGGCAAAGGUGGGUAGGCUAGAAGAAGUUGAACGCGUGUUCACGAUUUGCGGAAUAGGCACAGAUGUAUUAGAUUUGAAAAAUGGAUUCAACAUCACCGCUUCAUCCAAGUUUAUUUCAUCUUAG